CUAAUCGCUUAUUCCUACGACGAUAUACAAAUAUUAUACAACUAAGUACAGCUUUAAUGUGUACAUUACAUCAAAUAAAUUCUGAUGGGAGUAUUGGUUUACCAUUUGGACAUGCUGUUGAGACUUAUGUUUUGUCACUACCAAUUGCAACUGUCAAUGGUAUGACAAAAUCAACAAAUCAUUUAGAUGAUACACUUGAACUUACAGAAAAGGGUCGAAUGCAGCGAGAUUGUGGUGGAUUCGGAAGUUGUGUGCCUAAUUGUUCAAAUUAUGAGAUGAAAAAUAAUUUAAAAAAUG
Cetraspora pellucida is the source of this 297-nucleotide messenger RNA. NCBI's taxonomy places the organism in Eukaryota, Fungi, Glomeromycota, Glomeromycetes, Diversisporales, Gigasporaceae. The record is from the annotation of a GenBank genome assembly.